Octodon degus (degu) is the source of this 894-nucleotide messenger RNA. RefSeq names its product NK2 homeobox 6 (gene Nkx2-6). Gene Ontology annotation, biological process: cell differentiation; regulation of transcription by RNA polymerase II. The transcript is spliced from 2 exons. The record is from RefSeq and is a predicted model, not a curated record. Lineage: Eukaryota; Metazoa; Chordata; Mammalia; Rodentia; Octodontidae. Bases 1 to 894 code for a protein of 297 amino acids. Gene Ontology annotation, cellular component: nucleus. Gene Ontology annotation, molecular function: RNA polymerase II cis-regulatory region sequence-specific DNA binding; DNA-binding transcription factor activity, RNA polymerase II-specific.
AUGCCGCUGAGCCGGGUCACCUCCACCCCCUUCUCCGUCAAUGACAUCUUGCGGCUGGAGCGCCAGCAGGGCGACCUGGAAGUUUCCCCAUCAUGGGGAUUGCGGGGGAGCCCAGAAAACCCUCGGAACCUGGAAGUGGGCCCGCAACCGCGCGAGCAGGAGGUUCACAGCGCCUGUGGUAUGGGCAGCAGAGAGGGAGAGCAAUCGGAUGCUCGUGGGGGUCCCUACGGGACAGUGAUGGAAAUGCUUACGGAUCCGAUGGGCGAGUCACAGCCCGACCCGGCCGUGUUCUUACACCUUGGCAGCGGUAACAGCCCAGAACUGGAGUUCAGCGUUGGCCACAGCGGCGACCGCGUGCGCUUUGGUGGCCCCGAGCGGCCCAAGACGCGACAGCGGCGGAAGCCACGCGUGCUCUUCUCGCAGGCUCAGGUGCUGGCCCUGGAGCGGCGCUUCAAGCAGCAGCGGUACCUGUCGGCGCCCGAGCGCGAGGGCCUGGCCAGCGCUCUGCAGCUCACGUCCACGCAGGUCAAGAUCUGGUUCCAGAACAGGCGCUACAAGUGCAAGCGGCAGCGCCAGGACAAGUCGCUAGAACUUGCCGGCCAGCCCCUGGCGCCGCGCCGGGUGGCAGUGCCCGUGCUGGUGCGUGACGGCAGGCCCUGCUUGGGCCCGGGGGCUCCUGCCUUCCCCAGCGCCUACGCGGCGGCUGCGGCGCCCUAUUCCUGCUACGGCGGUUAUGUGAGCUCCCCCUACGGAGCAGGAUACAGCGCUGGCUACGCAGGACCCUGCCCCACAACGCCCACCCCGCCGGCCAGCUCCGACUUGGGGCACAACGGCGCGGGCGCCACCCCGCAGGUCCAUCUUGCCGCCACCCUGCGGGACGUCCGAGCCUGGUGA